AUGGUGCAGCUCGAGAAUGGCGUCAUAACGAAACGUGCCCGAGGGGUGAGCCACUGGGUGUGCCGGCACUGCGACUACACCACGCGACACCGGGGCCACCUCAACCAGCACAUGGUUGUGCACUCUGGCAAGCGGCCCUUCGUCUGCGACCUCUGCAACAUGGCGUUCAGCCGGCGAGCCACCCUGUCCAACCACAUGCAUCUACACAACCGCGACAGGAAGUUCCAGUGCCGGUUCUGUCCCCUGAUGUUCAACAUAAAGACGGCGCUCGACCUGCACAUCAACACGCAUCUGGCACCGUGA
Messenger RNA from Rhipicephalus microplus (southern cattle tick), 303 nucleotides. RefSeq names its product zinc finger protein 740-like. The record is from RefSeq and is a predicted model, not a curated record. NCBI's taxonomy places the organism in Eukaryota, Metazoa, Arthropoda, Arachnida, Ixodida, Ixodidae.